UUCUUUAUAAAUGUUGGUAUCAUGAAGACAUAUCUAAUAAUUAUUUCUAACACUUAUCUUUUAACUUUCAACUCCCAUACAGCUAUUCCCAUACUCCCAUACUCAUCCAAGGCUUAUGGUGCCACCAUGCAGGCCAGCACGCGGGUUGCCCUCAUCCGCUGUAACCGGACAGCCCUAUCCCUGGGCAUCGAGACGGACGGAGGAGUCAUGGAGCCCCUGAUCAAACGGGGCACCAUCAUCCCCACCAAACAGACUCAGACCUUUGGCACCUACACCGACUACAAGCCCGGGGUCCUGAUCAACGUCUUUGAAGGAGAGAGAGCCAUGACCCAGGACAACCACCUGCUGGGCGAAUUUGAGCUGUCGGGAAUCCAGCCCGCUCGGAGAGUAGUACAUCGGCUCGAGGUCACCUUCGACAUCGACGCAGACGGCAUUCUGAACGUGUCUGCUGUGGACAAGAGCACGGGAAAACAAAUCACCAUCACCAACAAGGGCCCCCUGAGCAAGGGCUGCCUGAGCAAGGAAGACAUCGAGAGGAUGGUGCAGGAAGCAGACCAAUACAAAGUAGAAGACGAGCAACAGAGGGAGAAUAUAGAGGCCAAGAACGCCCUUGGGUCCUACGCCUUCAACAUGAAGAGCAGCCUGCGGGAGGACAACCUGAAGUACAGAGUGAGUGAAGAGGACAGGAAGAAGGUGGAGGAGAAGUGUGAGCAGGCCAUCCUCUGGAUGGAGAACAACCAGCUAGCGGAGAAAGAGGAGUACCAACACCAGCUGAACGAAUUGAAGAAGCUGUGUAUACCCCUCAUUCCCAUGAUGAUAAACUUUGCAUAA
Messenger RNA from Gadus morhua (Atlantic cod), 831 nucleotides. RefSeq names its product heat shock 70 kDa protein-like. Gene Ontology annotation, molecular function: ATP-dependent protein folding chaperone; ATP binding. NCBI's taxonomy places the organism in Eukaryota, Metazoa, Chordata, Actinopteri, Gadiformes, Gadidae. The coding region runs from base 22 to 831 and encodes 269 amino acids. The transcript has 2 exons. The record is from RefSeq and is a predicted model, not a curated record.